GCUAGCUGCAUCUUCGUGUACCGUAAUUCGUAUCAUCAUUUAUUAGCACAGUACGUAUCCAGGCCGGACUGACAGCGGACAACUCUCGUGGACUUACCGUCAAACUUAUCGUGAAUGUAUAAUCUUCAAAUGUUGCAAAUGCAAUUUACACCGCCGCCUCAGGCCGCGCCAGCGCCUAACAAAAUGAACGAAAUGGCAGAAAGACCACUAGUUCAGUGUUCACCAGAAUAUCUGGCCCAAUUAAUGAAGGAUAAGACAUCUUAUACAAUGGUUUCGAGUAUGUUUGUCCACGUCGAGAGACUUCUAGAUGAUGAAAUCAACCGAGUACGGAGAUCUCUAUACAGUAUUACAUCCACCAGUCAACCGCUAAUGCUACCCAAAGCUGAGGGUUCCCUCACGCAGAUGUCAGAGAAAUUGUACGUUCCUGUUAAAGCAUACCCAGACUUCAACUUUGUCGGCAGAAUAUUGGGGCCCAGAGGAAUGACCGCCAAACAACUUGAAAAAGACACAGGCUGUAAAAUCAUGGUCAGAGGAAAAGGAUCGAUGAGGGACAAAGUUAAGGAGGAUAUGAACAGGGGAAAGCCAAACUGGGAACACUUAAACGAAGAACUGCACGUACUUAUCACAGUCGACGACACGAAAGAAAGGGCGGAGCUCAAAUUAAAGAAGGCCUGUGAAGAAAUCAAGAAGUUGUUAGUUCCCACGGCUGAAGGAGAGGACGACCUGAAAAAGAGACAAUUAAUAGAAUUAGCACUGAUGAAGGGAACAUACAGAGAUAACACGAAUAAGCUACAAACGAGUACCGGUAUUGCUGCCACGCCACUUACCUCACCCCGAACGAUGCAAUCACCUGCCGGUGCCUUAAUACCCCAGCCAAUGAGAUCGCCCACCCCCGCCGCCCAGGCGCACAUGCUGGCACCGCAGCUCCUUCCCCGCAUGGCCGCCACCACGAUGGUCAACGGACUGGGCGGUAUCCAGGCGUCGCCCACCAUGAUGCACUCCCAUGACGGUUCCAACAUUCUCAUGCCCCUGGACCCCUACCAGCAGUACGCCUUUACACCAGCCAUGCUGGAGUACCCUCCUUCAAUGUCUGACGGUACACUCGCAGGUAUGGCACCCAAGCUACGGAGGACAAUCCGAGAUCAUCCCUACCAGAGGGCAAUGCUUGAUCCAAGAGGUUUUUCAUUAACUUGAUCCUUCCCAGCCGCCGCGGGCAACUAGCGUAGCCUGAACUAACAUGCAUCCUACGCACUCCAAGUACUCUACUUCGUUUUAUCUUCCCGUGCCAUCAAUGACCUUUGACCUCAUCAUCUGACCUGACCUUCAUUGCGUUGUAUCAGUUGCCUUCGUGCUCCUUUACAGUGUUGCAAGCUGCACACUCACACACACUCGCACAAUGGUGAUACUCUUCACGCUGAGUUUGAAUUCAUUAAUUCUUCUUUGUUAAAAAGAAAAGAAAGAAAUUAACAAGGAUGGCAGUCCUACAGUCAUGUGACCUUUAACCUUCUUGCUUUACAUUUAUUCAUGUAGUUUUGAGGCUUGUUUUUAUCGUGCCUGAAAUAAAAGGAACAAACCGCUUCCAUUUAUCAUCACUUCUUCUUAAAAGUCCAAGACAAAUGGCAGAAAACAACCUUCUGUGAUUUUGUUUUAUUUUUAUUUCCACUGUCAAAACAUUCAAAAUUCACUACUGAAAAUAUUUAGAAAUACCCACUAAUGAAUGGUUUGUACUUUUUUACCAUAUAUCCUUUGUUUUUUGUUGUUUUAGUUUCUAAAUAACCCUCUUGAAAAAUGUCAUCCGUAUGCGCCUAAUUUCUAUUGAGAAUAUUCUCUCCUUUACUCAUGUACGUUUUAAUUUCUAGUUAUCUAUCAUUAUAGCUUAACAGCUGUUUACUUGUUGAAACCACCAUUGUUCCCUGUUUAAUUCAGAAUAUUAUUUGGUUGUGGAAAGGCAUUAGUCUCCCACUCAUGGCUGCUAACUUUGUUUGAAAAACAAAAAAAAUGUUUAUCAUUUGCAUAUUGUAGAUUCUUGUUAUGAUUUGUAGUUGAUUAACGGUUGACGUCUUACUCUCGAGCUCGGUCAAACAUGGCACCAUCCCUCUCUCGUCAUGAUGGUUCCGUUGGUCCCUUUCAACUUGUCCAUACACGGUUACGUCUGGAAGACUUUGACAUCUAUCAACCUUUGCUGUAUUUAACCCAUUGCGCGGAUGACUCUUGUAGUUAGCCUAUGUGAAUGAAAGAAUCCAGAAAAGUUUGGUAGUGGAGACACAUUCUGCAACUCUUCUACGACCAAGUUUUAUCUAUUUUUAUAUGCAAGCUCUGAUCUGGCAGGGUACUACAAAAUCUCAUGAAGGUUUUGUUCAUUAAUGCUGCAAUCCAUUAUACUUCCCUCUGCAGAUGUAGAAUGAGUAUGGUGUGGACAUGUGACCUAACGACGAUGAGUUAUGCUGUUUGUUUGACCGAGCUUGUUAGAUUGAAGUACCUUGUAGCUAUACUAGAGUAACUUUCAUUGCCAUUUCAUCAUUUUCCCUGUAUGCUUCCAUUUUUAAUUUCCAUCUAAUUUGUUUCUCAGACAAAGAACAAACCAAUGAUAAGAAAUGUAAUAACCAUGCCAACCAAACUAGUGCUAUGAAUAUCCACUUUUCACAUUGUUGUACAAAUUAAUUUAUUAGCUUUUAUAUCUUUCUUGAUAACUUAGUGAGUAGAAAAUUGUUUUCAUUUUUUUCUCUCAUCACUUCAAUACUAUUGUCAUUGUUGAUGUGAUUGUCUUUUUAACAAGCAACAAAAUGCUCUUUCACAAGCUCCUUUUAUACAUUUAACUCCUAAGCAGUAACCAGGGUGGAUCGGUCAGUUAUUCCUAAUAUUUUUGUUGUCUUAAAAAUUGCACCGUGAUAUAUACUUACCACAAUUAAUGUAGAGUAUGGGUUGAUGUUACCUGUAUGUGUCAAGGCAAGCAGGCUAUGAUGCAACUUCAAAGAGCUGAUCAUGAUUCAUGUAAUCCCCUGUCAUUCUUGAGAUUCCCCUUGACAUUGAAAAGAAAACAACUCCAGAGAGAGAAACCUGUGCAGUGGGACUCUUCUCUCUUCCAAGAAUACCUCAAACAGUCAAGCUCAUCUGAACAUUGGCAGGAAUCCUAAUGUGAGUUUGACAUGAUUAAUCUAUGUUUGUUUAGACAGCAGAGUGACAGUUCAAGGUGUUAUGAUCAGCCUCUCUUUGAAGUUGCAUCAGGAACUCAACGGCAUGACACACAUUGGGAUUAAAUGUGUGAUGACGAUGACUGCUACAGGGUGUGUCAGAAAAGAAAAGGAAGAGAAGAGCAAAGUAAUAUUGAAACAUUAUUUCAAACUAUGGCCAUGUGAUUGUGCAUACCGGUACACAUUUGUGCUUUGCAUUUUUUCAAGAAGCACUGACGAUGUUUUCUUCCUUUUUUUCCUGACAUGCCUUGUAGUAGGAGAGAGGCAGUGCUACUUGAUUGUGCUGACUACUUGCCUCAGCUCGGGCUGAUGGAUCCCACAGUGCCUACCCCUAAACCACUGUCCAAAGAACACCUCUGACCAUUCUGCAUGUACUAAAUCAUCAACCUGCAUGUCAGAGUGGAAAGAAACAGACUCUGCAUUCUAAUACUCUCCUCCCUCUCCAUUUUUCUAACCAGCAAAAUUCAAAGAUUGACUUUGUUCAAUUCCAUAUUAAUUGUAACGGCUUGGUUUUUUGAGACUAGGCACUUGUGGAUCCAGUUUGUCGGUUAAGGCAACCACCCGUGAGCCAGGCAAGUAGUCACAUCCAGCGCUGCAUGGGAGUGUCUUGGAUCGUGUGGGAUGUGUAGACUUGAUGCGUGUGUGUUAUGAUGUGGAGCCACAUGGCAGCGAUGUCGUGAAAGAGUUACCAAGUGCCAAAUUUUAAAAAAAACGUAUCCUGGAAAGACGACAUCAAAAAAGCAACCCUGUUGUCUACAUCCUACGCCCCUCCAGGAGAUUCCUCCAAACACAAAUACCCUUGGCUGCGACGUUCGGAUACCACGACUGGCAUAAAUCUGUGAAACAUAACCAACCAAUCUUAGAAUUAUUGAGGUCGUUCUCGGAUGAUUUGGUCAAUACUUUGUCCCAUUCCUGGCAGAUAAUUCACAGCUGAAGAAGCUAAAAAUGGGGAGAGACCCUAUCCCCCUUGAAAACCAUCAAUCUAGUUUUUCCUGAAGCUUCUUUUGAAGUCUUCUUCAUCAAAAUCUGGAACCAUUUCCAAAAUUGUCCAGUCAGACAUCCCCAAAGAUGAUGAACCUGAGGUGGCCUAGUCUUCCAGUGUCAAAUAAAAACAAAUAUGCAGUCUUCCGCCAAACUCUAAAUGUGUGUGAACUAGGACGGAAGAAAUAUGCAUAUCUAUUGCUAAUCUUGAGAGAAACUUCUUAAAAGAGAUAUAGAGACAAUUGGGUCUCCUCUGGGACCCCUCCGUGUGGAACCAGAAGUGUUAGUAUUGAUUAAGCAGAGUAAAUAGUAAGUAAUUGCAAAGAAAAACGUUCAGAAUAUUUUAGUUUAUUCUAAAGGCAAUGCUGAAGUAUACAAGUGAAGAAUCAGCCGAGGCCUAUUGGUUUGUUUAGAGAGGUCAACACACUGCUCUCAAUGGUAUUUUGAAUGGUGGGAAGUGGUAAGAAAGGAUUAACUGGUGGACGACAAGUUUAUUUACACUGAAAGAGAGGAAGACUAAUCUUGGAUCACGAAAUGAUUUUGUUCAUACCAAGUGUGCCUUGUAAUACACUUAUAUAUUUUUUACAACACAGCAGCCUAUUUCAUUUCAUUUCUUGUCAGCGAGAAAGAAAAACUCAGGGAAACUGGCUAGAGAAUAAUGGCACCCUUAAGCAAGGCUCACGCUAGGUGUCAUCAUUCAUUUAUUUUAUUUACUACUGAAGUGCUAAGAACUGUAGGAGGCUGCUAGAUAUGGAUGCAUAAAUAGUGCGUUAUUGGAUGAUUGACGCUAACAGACAACCGACACAUAAGAUCAAAGUUGUUUAUGUAUCCAAGUGUUGAUUUUUUUUUGGUUUACCCUGUACAAAGUUGUUUUUAUACAAAAUAUGUCAAAAAAAGAUAAUGCAGUACAAAGAGGCUGAAUAAAAAAAAAUGUAGAUAGCUAAGAAUGUUUUGUAGAAUACACCAUGUGAGAAAUGACUUGUACUUAUAUUGUGUUUUUACCAUUGUGUUGCAUUUUGUACUUAAACGAUAAGAUGAUAUAUUAUGAUAUGUGUAUGUAAUUUCUGUACGAUUUACAUUGGUCAGGUUUGCAAGGUGAUGUGAAGAGGGUACCUUUUCAUAACGAGGUGCUCCAAAUACGAUUUUUAUAACCAUAAAUUUGUGGAUGUAGUUUGUGUAGUUUAAAAAUAGAAAAAAAUGAAGACAUAUACAAAUUGCCUAAGGAUUUGUUAAGUGUUUUGCCACACAAAUAUGACAUUUUUUUGCAAUUUUAGUUGCAGUCAAUUCCCUUAAUGAUUUAUCCACAAGUUUGUAUGUGCAUUUCAAAGUGUCACUUCCAGCUAUGGCCUAAACUGAACUUUUUUAAAUCAAUUUUUAUCAUAUAAUUGGACAAUAAGACAAUGCAACAAAAAUUUCCUUUCAUAUUUCUGUUAUUUAUAUAAUAGAAUCGAGGCUGCUUUUGUAGUAAAACGAAAUAAGAGGGUACUUGUUAUGAUAUGAACUCAUCUUGGCUCAAACACAUUGUAGUAUUUAUGUAGACAGGGUUUAUAUGAGAUGCUUAAACGUGUAUAAUAUUAGCAUUUCAUUUCUUGGAAAACAGGGAGUUUGGCUAUUUGGAUAUUUGAGAAUAGCUGUAUUAUCACCAUGCAAAGAGCAUAUUUGGAAAAGAAUUUUAUAAAAUGAACUCAAAAGUUGGGAGCUUGAUUGGGUUGUAAUUAAUUUUGGAUCUUUAUUUCAUCAAUUUAGCAAAGUUUAUUUCAAUUUAAUUCUUUGAAAGUGAAAGAAUUUGCCAAUUUGAGUGCUGAGUGUCUCGCACACUGAUGACACCCUGGUAUGAGAGAGAGGGUUUCGAUGAGGAAAGUCUGCUUUUUAUAUGGAUUAUUAAUUUAGGAUUGAUUAAUGAAUAUUUCUAUUCCAUAGACAGUUAUUAUUCAAUCACAAUGAAAUUUCAGAGGAGAAGCCCCUUUAUUGUCCAAUAUCCAAUGAUUUAAUUUGGUAUCUUUCAUGUUUCAGAAAAUUUAUAUAAUGGACCUUUUGAAAUCCAAAUUUUUAUUGUUAUUUUCCUCAAUAGUCGGACUUCCUUAUAUUCCCCCUUUUUUCUUCACCUUUUAUUAUUCAGAAUGUGUGCUCAACAUUAAUAAUUUUGGCAUAAGACAUUGUACAUACAUUCAACACAGUGUAAGAGAAGGGUGAAUAAAUAUAAAUGUGUAGUGAAUAGUUAUUUUGUGACAUGUUAUGCUUUAGUAUUAUGUUUAGUUAUAAAGAAAGGCUGGAAGAAUCUGUAGGAGAAAAGUCCUGGCCAGUUACUUUUUGUAUGUUUUUUUUUUGUAUUUUUAAAUGUUUAUAUUUUCCAAUGUCGACUUCCAUUCUGUUCUUCCAGUGUUAAAUAAUUAUGUAGACAUUUUAGCACAGAAGUGCCUCAGCUUAUAUUCUUUCGAUAAUGAAUGUUAAGCUUGUUUUUUUCUUGUUGCUUAUAGUAUAUUUCAAAGCAAUAAGAAAGAUAGAUAUUUUAAAUCCCUUGAGUUCACAUUUUCAUUUGCUGAUUUCAAGUUCAGUUUUGCUCAUAUUCCGUAUAGCCGGGUGAGCAUGUAAGUUUAUAAAUGGCAAAGUUUAUGCACUUAAAUUUAGAAAGAAAUGUUCAGGGUAAAAUUAUCACUUAUUUUGAGUAAGAAAAUGCAUUUCUGAUAAGUUAGUUAUAAAUUAUAUUUGGUUACUUUAUGCAAAUAAAAAGUAUGCAAAAUAUUGUGUGAAAAAGAGUAUAUAUGCAAAGUACUUAAAUCAUUUGCUGCUUUUUUGUGUUUUUUCCCUCUUAUAAUUUUGUUAUUAUUAGGUCAUAUUGAUACUGCCCUAUGAAAGUGUUUACUUUAAAAUCACACCACUUAUGCAAAUUUUAUAGUAGGAUUAUUAUUUUUUUGUAAUUACGAGGAUAGUUGUAAAAGAGAUAUUACUUAUUUGAUAAGUUAUGAAUUCAGUUUCUAAUAGGCAAUCAGAUGAAAGGCAUGAUACCAAAUGAGAUGCUUAGGAUGGAAUCACUCACACCAUGUGCCUUUUUUGUAUUUUUCUAAAGACACAUAUUGAACUCCAAAGGACAAGGACUUGAUUCAAGACAUAUGAAAUGAUGAAAUAAUGAUAGACCUGAAUGAACUAAACAGGAUAUGACUAUAUACAGUACAUAUCACUCGCACAACCAAUCGCUUUUAAUCAUUUAAGUUUGUAUCUUAGCCAUGAAAACUUCAAUUGCAAGCGAGUCAUGAAGCCAAACUCUUAUCAUUUUUAAAAAAUUUAUGUUUAAUCGUUGUACGGCUAAUUUUCAGUUACAUGAAAGAUCAGAAACAAAACGGGCAAAAAUUGUCAUCUCCGAUGAAUUCUGAACAAAAAUGAACUUUAGGAUUGAAGAAUGCAGUCCUCAACAUUCAUAAAUCUGGUGUUGUGUGUUGAUAACAUCAACAUAAUUAUGUGCCUUACGCGACAAUGAGUGCCUAUAUGAAUUACACACAUGACAGAACUUUGAUAUCGCAAUGUACUGAGCAUGAUCCAAUGCAUAUAUUGCAUGUAUGUGAAGUGUAACAGAGUAUUAAAGGUAAAGAGAAUUUCUUUCAAAAAUCUCUAGCAAACCAAAGCAGGCACCUUCAAUAAAUCGUAUAAGAUUCAUUUGUAAUAAGGUAGAAUUUUAUGCAGAGGUAAAGAGGGGGGGGGGGGGGGAUGAAUUGUAGAUUGUUGAUUAAUGAGAUAUACGAAUAUGUAUUUUUUUUUUUCUACUUAAAAAAAGCAAAUGUAAAAUGUAUUUCUAAGCAUUGACAAAUUUUGUCUAAUUUUCGUCAAUUGUUUUUUUGAUAUUUGUGUGAGAGCUGAUGUAUCGUAAAUAAACGAUGGAAACAGCGUAAA
Strongylocentrotus purpuratus (purple sea urchin) is the source of this 8057-nucleotide messenger RNA. It is a transcript of the gene qki, whose product is annotated as protein quaking-A. Gene Ontology annotation, molecular function: mRNA binding. NCBI's taxonomy places the organism in Eukaryota, Metazoa, Echinodermata, Echinoidea, Camarodonta, Strongylocentrotidae. Gene Ontology annotation, biological process: regulation of mRNA splicing, via spliceosome. Gene Ontology annotation, cellular component: nucleus. The record is from RefSeq and is a predicted model, not a curated record. The transcript is spliced from 8 exons. The coding region runs from base 115 to 1194 and encodes 359 amino acids.